Molecule: messenger RNA, 1290 nt
Organism: Ctenocephalides felis (cat flea)
Lineage: Eukaryota; Metazoa; Arthropoda; Insecta; Siphonaptera; Pulicidae
Product: protein bric-a-brac 2-like
Exons: 6
Coding region: 161-1141 (326 amino acids)
Biological process (GO): regulation of transcription by RNA polymerase II
Cellular component (GO): nucleus
Molecular function (GO): protein binding
Source: RefSeq, a predicted model, not a curated record
GCAUGAUAAUAUUUUAAAGCUUAUAGCAUCUAGUUGUUUAAUAUGUACAUAAAAUUUAAAUGUACAUAACACAUUAGAUUAUUUGUUGCUACUAAAUAUAUAUGUAUUAGUCGUACUAUCAAAAAAUUUCUUUACCGGCAUUAUAGAUAGUUGUAAUAAAAUGUCCUCUACAAAGAAUUUGAUCUGGGAUGACUAUUCUAAAGACAUCGAAUCAGGAUUUUGCGAAAUUUUCAAAACAGGACUUUUACAUGAUGUUACAUUGACUUCUGAAGGACAGAAAAUUACAGCACACAAGCUAAUUCUAGCAUUAUCUAGCCAACAUUUUAAAGACUUAUUUUCGGACAAUUCAUCACAGAAUCAAAAUACAAUUGUUUUUGUGGGUAAUGUGAGCUUUCGCGUUUUGAAAAUUUUAGUUGAAUUUAUGUAUACAGGAGAAGUGACAGUGCCAGAAAAUCUGUUAGAGGAAGUAUUAAAAGGAGCUGAAAUUCUGAAUAUAAAAGCACUUAUACCAAAGAAUGUUACAAAUACUGAGACAAAUACUGAUGUGUCUUCAGAGAGUACCGAAUGCAAGAGGUCUAAACGAGUAUCUAAAAUUCCUUUUAGAUAUCAAUCAGAUGAUAUUUUACCUAAAAAGAAAAAAUAUGAUGAACCUGAAGUCAAUCCUAUAUUGUAUGUUGAUAUAAAUGGUUCUAAUGUUGAUAGCGAAAUACAAAAGAAAGGUUUAUAUGAUGUAAAUGAUACAAAUUCUCAUCAAGAUGAUACAGAUCAUUUAAGCUUAGAAGCUUCAGAAGGUUUUGAUGAUCCUGAAAUUAAUGAUAUCAACUUAAGUGAUAUAAAACUUGAAGAGGAUGACAAAAGUAAUAUAGCAGCUUUAAAUCCUACAGGAGCCUCAAGUCUGAAAUAUAUCAGAAAUAAAAAUGGCAACUUUUGUCUGGUGGUCAAUGAUCACAUAUAUAUGAAACAGGCAAUUCAUAAAGAAAGAGUGUUUUGGAGAUGCCAGAUGUACAGUAGAAUGGCAUGUAAAAGUCGAUGUGUCACUGUAGGCAACGUGAUAGUAAGAAAAGUAGCAAUGCAUAGCCAUGCACCCCAGACUGAUAAAGUAAUAGAAUGUGAAAUAAAUGGCGACAUAGUGUACAUGUAGUAAAUACAGGCUGUUAUUUAUAAUCUUCCACAAAAUGAAUUAACCGAAUGAGAUUUAAACUGCGGGAAUAUGAAGUAUAAUACUUUAUUAAAUUGCAGUAUUAUUUUUUAUUAUAUAAGAACUAUGUAUUUUAAGAAUUUAUUGCAGAG